This is a messenger RNA of Entelurus aequoreus (snake pipefish), 2382 nucleotides long. Its product is annotated as protocadherin alpha-3-like. Gene Ontology annotation, biological process: homophilic cell-cell adhesion. Gene Ontology annotation, cellular component: plasma membrane. Lineage: Eukaryota; Metazoa; Chordata; Actinopteri; Syngnathiformes; Syngnathidae. The record is from RefSeq and is a predicted model, not a curated record. Gene Ontology annotation, molecular function: calcium ion binding. The coding region runs from base 1 to 2382 and encodes 793 amino acids. The transcript has a single exon.
AUGGAACAAAGAAGGGCGAUACGGUGUUUGCUCGGCUUCGUGGCUGCGGUGCUUUUGUGCAGCGUGACUUCAGCACAAUUAAGAUACUCCAUCCCCGAGGAGGUGAAUGAAGGAACUGUGGUCGGGAAUGCUGCAAAAGACCUUGGAUUGGAUAGAAAUACACUGAAAGAGCGCAGGUAUCGGAUUGUUUCCAGCACUGCUGAGCCUCUUUUCUAUGUGAGUCAGACCGAUGGCAUCCUUUAUGUCAGCAGGAAGAUCGACAGAGAAAAGGAGUGUCCACAAAGCAGUACGUGUGUGAUGAAUCUGAAAACUGUGUUGGAAAACCCACUGGAGGUGCAUUAUGUUGGAGUGGAAGUAGUGGAUAUAAAUGAUCAUUCUCCUCAUUUCUCAGAGGACGGAACAAUAUUAAAUAUUUCAGAAUCAGUGUUGCCUGGAGCAAGAUUUCAGCUUAAGGCUUCUCAGGAUGGAGAUAGUGGUCAGUUUUCUGUGCAGCAUUAUAAACUUAGUGACAAUGAUUAUUUUCGUUUAGAAGUUAAAGAUAAAGGAAAAGAUGGCAAAAUUCCCAUAUUGGUUGUUAAAAAGUCUUUAGACAGGGAGACAACAGAACAUAUUUCACUAGUUUUAACAGCUUUUGAUGGAGGCAAACCUCCCAAAACAGGAGAAAUUAAUAUUUUAAUAAAAGUGUUAGACGUUAAUGAUAAUGUACCUGUUUUCUCUAAAGAUGUUUACUCAGUGAUGCUUGAUGAAAAUGCUCCAAUAGGAACAACUGUCAUACAAGUGAAUGCAACUGAUUUAGAUGAAGGAUCAAGUGGAGAUGUAGUUUAUUCCUUUAGCAAAAGUAUGAAUGAAGAUUUGGGCCAAUUAUUUGAUAUCAAAGAAACAACCGGCGAAAUUGUUGUGAAGGGUCCUUUAGACUUUGAGGAAAAUGACAUGUUUGAAAUUGAAAUUCAAGCAUCAGAUAAUGGUUUUGCUCCACUAACAACAGAAAAAAGUGUCAUUAUUAAGAUAGUUGACAUUAAUGACAACACACCUGAGAUUGAAGUGACGUCAUUUUCUAGUUCCAUUCCGGAAGAUUCCAAACCUGGAACUACAGUUGCUUUAAUCAGUGUGAAUGACUUGGACUCUGGUCUCAAUGGCAAAGUGAUUUGUUCCAUAAGUGAGGAUGUUCCUUUUGUUUUGUCACCAUCAAUACAAGACAAAAUGUAUUCUUUAGUGACCAAAUCACCUCUGGACAGAGAGAAAAUGCCUAAAUAUGAUAUUUCAGUAGUUGCAAGAGAUGCUGGUCAACCUGCACUCUCAUCUGAAAAGACAAUAAGUGUUUUUAUUUCAGAUGUGAAUGAUAACAGUCCAGAGUUUUCAUUCAGUCCUUAUACUUUCUAUGUUACUGAGGGCAACCAUGCAGGAGCCUCUGUCUUUUCUGUCAAAGCUUCUGAUCGUGAUGACAACGAGAAUGCUGCUAUUUCAUAUCAUAUUGUCAGAGAUGGAAGAGAAGGAAGUAAACUGUCUUCAUUUCUAAGUAUAAACACAGAAAAUGGACAAAUAUCAGCUCUAAAAAGUUUUGACUUUGAGACGUUGAAAAGUUUCCAGUUCCAAGUCGUGGCCACAGACGGUGGAAGUCCUCCACUGAGCAGCAACGUGACAGUGAAGGUGUUCAUUCUGGACCAGAACGACAACGCUCCAGUCAUCCUGUAUCCAGUCAGCUCCAACGGUUCUGCUGAAGGUGUGGAGGAGAUUCCCCGCAAUAUGAAAGCAGGAGACUUGGUGACUAAAGUCCGAGCCUAUGAUGCUGAUAUAGGAUAUAACGGCUGGUUACUGUUUUCACUGCAGCAAGUCACUGACCACAGUCUCUUUACUUUGGACCGCUAUACGGGCCAGAUCAGAACACUUCGCUCAUUGACAGAGACGGACGAGGCUGAGCAUGGACUGCUCAUACUGGUCAAAGACAAUGGCAACGUUUCCCUGUCAGCAACAGCUACUGUGACUGUCAAACUUGUGGAGCCCAAAGAGGCUUUUGCAGCUUCUGAUGUCAAACGUGCAGCAGCAAAAGUGGACGAGGAGGACGACAAUGUGACUUUUUAUCUCAUCCUCACUUUGGGCUCGGUCUCGCUGCUUUUUGUCAUCAGCAUCAUCGUGCUGAUCGCCAUGCAGUGCUCCAAAUCCACAGAGUACACUUCCAAAUAUCUCCAAGACGCUAAUUAUGAUGGGACACUGUGUCACAGCAUCCAGUACAGAUCAGGAGACAAACGCUACAUGCUAGUUGGACCCAGAAUGAGUAUAGGUUCUACUAUAGUCCCGGGCAGCCACGCCAACACUCUGGUGCUCCCUGACAGGAGACACACUUCUUCUGGGGAGGUAAGACACACAUUUUGUUUAACGUCUUAA